AUGGAUUUGUCUCACAAUUUUUGGAUUGAUUCUGGCAAUAAACCCGGAGGAAACAAACUGUGGAAGAACUUUAGGACUUCCGACGCUAAGGAAUUGCCGGAAUUCAAAGACCAUGAAAAUCUGGAACGGCUUAGAAUCAAAAAAAGGCAAUUGGCCUUGGAUGAAAAACUUAACGCGUCCCUUGUUCGAAUAGAAAUGUCAUAUAUGGAUAUAAAUAACGCAUCUAGAAUUGGCGUUUGUGGUGGAGUCAUAGUGAGCCAACAUCACGUGUUAACUGCCGCCCAUUGCUUCAAUAUCAAACCGAACCUACAAAAUGUUACCCUAAUGGUAGGGAGUCAUGUCAAUAUAGCGGAAAAAAUAGACAAAGACACGAAGUUGAAAAGUCUGAAAAACUGCACUAUCCACCCUUCUUAUAUAAAGGGCAGACCGGGAAAUGAUUUAGCAAUUUUGAAGAUUGAAGGGAGUUUUAAUCUAAAUGAGGAACCCUGGCUAGACAAAAUUUGCUUGCCACAACCUGAAACGAUGAUCGAGAAAUUGGGACCUAACUGUUACACGUUGGGAUGGGGACUAUACGAUGUUAUGGGAACGGCUUUGGAAGAAGAGUAG
Messenger RNA from Gordionus sp. m RMFG-2023, 606 nucleotides. Its product is annotated as prostasin-like. Gene Ontology annotation, molecular function: serine-type endopeptidase activity. Bases 1 to 606 code for a protein of 201 amino acids. Gene Ontology annotation, biological process: proteolysis. NCBI's taxonomy places the organism in Eukaryota, Metazoa, Nematomorpha, Gordioida, Chordodea, Parachordodidae. The record is from RefSeq and is a predicted model, not a curated record. The transcript has 6 exons.